GCCUGCUGGCCUUCUUAUGUACAAGUGGCGAUUGCCAAUCAGCCAAUUGCAGCGCCCGGCGCGGGGGAGGGGAGAGAAAGAAAGACAGAGACGGCUCGACGGAGGAAUUGCCACGCGAUCGUGGAGAAAUUCCAGUUUCUGAAUUUAAAUUUGCACGUCUUUUAAUAUUUGACUUCCAAAUCACAAAUCUUUCAAAAUUUAACAACGAGACAUGCGAAUUCUUGGCGAAUUCUUCGUUUCGGAUGAAACCGAUCCUUCAAAUAUCAAAUCCACGCCCGCGUUAUCCGGCACCUGUAAUUGGGCUGGUUUCCUCAUACCUCAUGGGCUGCUUUUCCGGCCCACCACUACCGAACCGAAACCUCUCUUCCUCUUCCACCACCGCUGGGUCCCGCCCCGCGGCGGCGGCGGAACCGAACCCCGGCCGGUGCGGUGAUGGAGCGCGAGCGCCGCGCGCCAGCGGCGGCGGCGGCGCUGUGGGGGCACAAGCACCUCCACCUGCUGGCGCGCGCGGGGUCCAAGGAGUCGCUGGAGUACAUCCUGCAGGCGCUCUGGCGCACCCGCCGCACCGGCCUCGACGCCGCCGACCGCGCCGUGGUCCGCGACGCCCUCCAGCUCGCCUCCUACGCCGAGAUCGACCCCCUGCUCGUGUGCCUGAGGAUACUGAUCAGGCGGUGCGCCAGCGAGGACGUCUCCAAGGACGACAUCCCCAAGCUCUUCCCCGACGAGGUGCCGCCCGAGUUGCAGAAGCUGCUCACGUUGCUGCUGCAGAAGUUCCAGCCAGAGUGGCAGGAGGAUGCUUCAAAGGAUCAGGCAUCUACCCCACAUACAGGCACUGCAGAAUGUCAGUUGAACCAGAAUGGAGACACAUCAGAGCAGCCAGCUGCUUCUGAUGCAGAGGUAGAUGGAGCAAUGUGGUGUGAUGAUUUUUUCAUGGAUGUUCUACACUUAAGAAAUAUUUCUUAACUUGAAGCCGGAUGAUCACUAUCCUCUCAAGUGUUUACCUGAAUCAGUGAACUGAUAUCUAGUGCUCUAGGAUGAAAGAUCUGAUCAGGCUAAACUAUUGUUGUAAAUUGAAAGGAUGUUCCUGAGUCUUGACGACUUGUAAAUUGAUACUACUACAUGUUUUUAAGUCCAUUGCUGGUAUCGGUGCCGUGGCAUACUUAAACUGAUUCUUCCAUUUACAUUGCUGGGAAGGGAAGGUAUGUCUUCACGUGUGGACACUGGACAGCUUAUAAUGUGUUCCUAGGUACCUAACUCCUAUAUACUAAUGUAAUGUUUCAUGCA
Messenger RNA from Panicum virgatum (switchgrass), 1284 nucleotides. RefSeq lists its product as uncharacterized. Bases 433 to 963 code for a protein of 176 amino acids. The transcript is spliced from 3 exons. Lineage: Eukaryota; Viridiplantae; Streptophyta; Magnoliopsida; Poales; Poaceae. The record is from RefSeq and is a predicted model, not a curated record.